AUGAAUCCUUAUGAGCACAAGCACUUGAGAUUCACAUGUCAAGCUUUGAUUGUUGACUUUGAUUUUUCUAAUGACUGGUGGUAUACAAGUUGUCCAAAAUGCAACAAAAAACAUAGUGGGUGCAAAAACAAUUACUCAUGCAUGGAUCAUGAUGCUAUCAACUCUCAUCCAGUUCCAUGGUUCCUCUUAGAAUGCAUUGUUAUUGAUGGAGAAGAUGUCGCUAAUUUCUUUCUAUUUGGAAAAACAACUGAGAACGUUUUUGGAUCAACAGCCCACCAUUAUAUCUAUGAUAAAAAAAUUAUUGAUCCCUUAGUUAUUCCGCCUACCAUGACAGCAAAGUUAAACAAGGGCAUGAUUUUUCAACUUCGUUUAAGAGCUUUUAAAUCCACCACCAACAUAUGUGAAAUUAUCAUAAUUAAUAUAUUUGAUGACACCACCAAUAACAGCAUCCAUCCUCUAGAAACACCACCUAUAGAAGCUAAAUCCUCUACUACAUCUAAGACAUCUACUCCAUUAAGCUCUACAAAACAAGUUCCUAUAGAUCCAUGUACUCCACAAAAUAUUGUCAUACAACUCAAGAUUGUUCCUAAUUCCUUGGAGACACCACCCCAGAACAUAUCGCCAACCAACGAAACAAGCCUGAACUGUGGAGCACGACGUGCACUUGAUUUUGAAACUGCAGCACAGCAACUUAGUCAUGAAGAUGAGCAUAACAGCGCAAUUGAAGCUCAAGGAAGUCUAGAGAGCAUAGCUACAUUUGAUCGCUCACUUCCACCUCUGAAAAGACAACGAACAACAUCCUCAUCACCCUUGAUUUUUAACCUCAAAUUCUUUCAUUGCUUCCUAUUAUUAUUUGUAAUACUAUGCCUGCAACGUUUUACUCUUUUUUGA
Molecule: messenger RNA, 891 nt
Organism: Populus trichocarpa (black cottonwood)
Lineage: Eukaryota; Viridiplantae; Streptophyta; Magnoliopsida; Malpighiales; Salicaceae
Exons: 4
Coding region: 1-891 (296 amino acids)
Biological process (GO): DNA repair; DNA recombination; DNA replication
Cellular component (GO): nucleus
Molecular function (GO): DNA binding
Source: RefSeq, a predicted model, not a curated record